AUGAUUGGUGGUUCAUCCACGGGAGGCAAAGCCUCACCUUCUUUACCAUUUUCUACAUCAAAUUUUCCUGGAAAUUUAAUUACAAAAAUCGAUGGUAAUGAUAAGAAUACAAUCAAUAAUGGAAAUAUAUCAACAAAUAUAAUUAAUAAAGAUGAUCCUGAUUGGAAAUCAAAAUUAAAUAUUCCAGAAAAAGAUCGUCGUGCUAGAACAAGUGAUGUAACAAAUACAAGUGGUCAUGAUUUUGAAGAUUAUUGUCUUAAACGAGAAUUACUUAUGGGUAUUUAUGAAAAAGGUUGGGAAAAACCAUCACCUAUUCAAGAACAUUCAAUUCCAAUAGCAUUAACUGGUGCAUAUACAAUACCAAUUAUUGAACGUAUUGAUCCAAAUAAAAAUAUUGUUCAAGCAGUUAUAUUAGUUCCAACACGUGAAUUAGCAUUACAAACAAGUGCUAUAUGUAUGGAACUUUCUAAACAUAUUCAAUUACGUGUUAUGGUUACAACUGGUGGUACAUCAUUGCGUGAAGAUAUAUCACGUUUACAAGAAAUUGUUCAUAUUAUUAUAGCAACACCUGGUCGUUUAUUAGAUUUAGUUAAUAAAAAUUUAGCUAAAAUUGAUUCAUGUCGUGUUAUUGUAUUGGAUGAAGCUGAUAAAUUACUUUCACAAGAUUAUAAUCAUUUAUUAGAUGAAUUAUUAUAUACAAUGCCAAAUGAUCGACAAGUAAUGCUUUUUUCAGCAACAUUUCCUUUAAUUGUUGAUGAUUUUAUUAAAAAACAUAUGAAACAACCAUAUGAAAUUAAUUUAAUGGAAGAAUUAACACUUAAAGGUAUUACUCAAUAUUAUGCAUUUGUACAAGAACGACAAAAAAUUCAUUGUUUAAAUACACUUUUUUCAAAAUUACAAAUUAAUCAAUCGAUUAUAUUUUGUAAUUCAACACAACGUGUUGAACUUUUAGCUAAAAAAAUAACUGAAUUAGGUUAUUCAUGUUAUUAUAUACAUUCAAAAAUGCGACAAGAACAUCGUAAUCGUGUAUUUCAUGAUUUUCGUACUGGUCUUUGUCGUAAUCUUGUUUGUUCGGAUUUAUUUACUCGUGGUAUUGAUAUUCAAGCUGUUAAUGUUGUAAUUAAUUUUGAUUUUCCACGUUACAGUGAAACAUAUCUGUAA
This is a messenger RNA of Rotaria sp. Silwood1, 1161 nucleotides long. Lineage: Eukaryota; Metazoa; Rotifera; Eurotatoria; Philodinida; Philodinidae. The record is from the annotation of a GenBank genome assembly.